This is a messenger RNA of Closterium sp. NIES-67, 2268 nucleotides long. NCBI's taxonomy places the organism in Eukaryota, Viridiplantae, Streptophyta, Zygnematophyceae, Desmidiales, Closteriaceae. The record is from the annotation of a GenBank genome assembly.
ACUGAUCUAACGUGGGCACUGGGCAGUCCUUCCACCUCUGCUUGCACUCACCCUCCUGCCAAAAGCCAUUUCGGCCAGACUUGUCUCUUCAGCCCAGGCGGAUUUACCAGCAGAGGAUUCUGUCUGUGUAGCUUUAGCAGCCAGAAGGUCCUCCCCCUCUUCCUCCACUUCCCCUCACCGCGGUUCUCUAACUCCUCUCCACAUGGCGCUUGCCGGCCAACAUGCGGGGUAGACCCCAGCUGCUCGGCUACAACAUUUUUCCCCCUCUCGAAACGCGCUUUCCAGAGUCAGACUGGGCCGAGCUAGCAGCAAUGGCGAGCUCCGAGGACCAUCAAAUCGGCAUGGCGCACGCGCAGCAGCAGCACCCUCUUCUCUCGUCCUCCGACACAACGCACAAGAGCAUGCCGACGUACCUGAGACGCAGCCUCGGCGCGCUUUUCUUCGGCGCUCGAACCAAUGUUCUCCUGAUCUUCGUCCCCUCGACUUUCCUCGCCAUUCUCCACAACUUUCCCGAUGGCUACGUUUUCGUUUUCAGCCUCCUCUCCUUGAUCCCUCUCGCGGAGCGUCUGGGUUUCGUUACAGAGCAACUCGCUAUGUGCACAAACCCUACCCUUGGCGGGCUACUCAACGCCACGUUUAGCAACGCUCCGGAGUUAAUCAUCGUUCUAGUGGCCCUCAGAAGUGGCCUCGUUCGCAUUAUUCAGCUCUCACUCCUCGGAUCCAUCCUGGGGAAUCUGCUGCUAUGUCUGGGAAGUGCGUUCCUCGUGGGAGGGAUCUACCACAAGAAUCUGGAGUUUAACCGGCCCGCCGCGCAGAUGAACAGUGGCGCGCUGAUGCUAGCGAUGAGCGGACUGCUCUUCCCCAACCUUCUGCACGCGACGGGCACGGAGCUCCACGAGAACGUGUCGCAGCUGGGGCUGUCGCGCUUCGCCGCCGUGCUGAUGCUGCUCGCGUACUUCGCGUACAUCUACUUCCAGCUCGUCACGCACCGCGAGUUCUUCGAGGAGGGCGAGAGCGGGGAAGACGGCGCGGAAGACGGCGGAGGGGGCGCGGGAGAGCAGUCGGAGCUGGGCGCGUGGGGCGGCAUAUUUUGGCUGUUUGUGGUGACGACGCUGAUCUCGGUGCUGUCAGAUGCGCUGGUGAACUCCGUGGAGGGGACUGCUCUGGAGUGGAAUGUGCCGUUCUCAGGGAUCUGCGUCGUCGUGCUGCCGCUCGUCAACAACGUCACUGAGCACACGUCCGCGAUUCUCUUCGGCAUGCGCGACAAGCUCGACGUGUCGCUGUCCAUCGCGGUGGGCUCGUCCAUCCAGCUCGCCAUGUUCCUCAUCCCUCUCGCCGUGAUCGGCGGGUGGAUCAUCGGUGUGCCCAUGGAUCUCAACUUCCACCGCUUCGAGACGCUCUCGCUCUUCAUCACCGUGCUGGUCACCGUGCUCAUGCUGCACGAGGCCAACGCCAACUGGCUCAAGGGGCUCAUGCUCGUGCUCAUGUACCUCAUUCUCGCCGCCACGUUCUUCAACCACAAGGAGACGUUUCUUGGGCCGGAGCCGGGGAAGGCGGGGGGGGUGGGGGGCUGGGUGUGCCGCCUGUGAUUCAGGUGCUGCACCAUGACUUGUGAUGGGGUGGCGUGUGAUGUGAUGGGGUGGUGUGCGACGGGGUGGCGUGUGAUGGGGUGGCGUGUGAUGGGGUGGUGUGUGAUGGGGUGGUGUGUGCUGGGGUGGUGUGUGUAGACGUAUGGGGGCGCAUGGUGUUAUGUGAUGGGGUGGCAUGGUGGCAUGGUGGCAUGGGGUUGCAUGAUGUCAUGGGGUGGCAUGAUGUCAUGGGGUGGCAUGAUGUCAUGGGGUGGCAUGAUGUCGUGGGGUGGCAUGAUGUCAUGGGGUGGCAUGAUGACAUGGGGUGGCAUGCGAUGACAUGUGAUGGCAUGUGUGUGCAGGGAAUGAAGGGGAGGUCGUAUUUGACAUUUCACUAUUGGCAUUAGUUGAAGGGGGAAAGUACCGGUACCAGUAGAACCCAUCUGACACAGUUGGCCUCAAUUCCUGUUUGGAUGGAUGGUAUGUUGGCAAGUCGGGAUGACCUUGCUGCUGAGCGGGGUGUUGACUGCUGGAUGUGUGAUACAUCUGCACCAUCCAUGUGCCUGGGCUUGAGAAAAUGGUGUGCUUGCUCGAGGCAACGCCUCGAGAUGGCAAAUCGGUAACAAUACUAAGUAAUGUAUGCAUGUCGACCGUAUUUAUACCCUUAGCCUGCUUGUGCUCUCGAAGUGUUAAGGUUGUA